Etheostoma spectabile (orangethroat darter) is the source of this 2504-nucleotide messenger RNA. It is a transcript of the gene cldn23l, whose product is annotated as claudin 23-like. The transcript has 4 exons. Gene Ontology annotation, cellular component: membrane; bicellular tight junction. The coding region runs from base 811 to 1566 and encodes 251 amino acids. Gene Ontology annotation, molecular function: structural molecule activity. Lineage: Eukaryota; Metazoa; Chordata; Actinopteri; Perciformes; Percidae. The record is from RefSeq and is a predicted model, not a curated record.
UGGUGACACUGGCAGGGAAAAGCAGGGAGGCACUCGUGUCCUCGAUAUAACACACACAUCCUUCAGCAAGUGAGUGAGACACACACACACACACACACACACACACACACACAGAAGAGACUGAGAGGUAGACAGCCGGGGAGGCAGCAAAGCAAACAGACAAAAUCGGGGACAGACACAAGGACAAACAGAGGCAGAGACGGGUGGGGAGACGGCUGAAGCAAGGAUAAAUGGGAAGGAAGAGAGAGGAAGAAUAAGGAAGAGGUGGCUGCACCAUCUGCUGCCUGAGAGAGAAACAUGUUGCCAUUCAGAUUGGAGCAGGGAGGCAGCCAGCGAUCUGCAGUGAGACACCAACAACCCCUCUUGAAUGGAAAGUAGGGUGAAAAAACUAAAACGUCUGAUGUACCUGUUGAGGAAAAUGAAGAAAGUAAGACAGUCACAAUAAAGACUCUGCAGCUGAAAGGGAGGAGAUUUCCGACAAAUAGACUUUCGGCAGCGUCUGGUCAAAGAAGACAUUUGUGACUUGAUUUUAUUCUGUAAACACUGAGAAACAACAGACAAAGAGAUUGUGUCUUCAUCAUCAUCACAAUGGAGUUAUCUUAUGCUUUUUGAACAGAUCCACACUGUUCUGAGGGGUCCCAUGACACUGACAUUUGACAUUUACAAGCAGCUUUCUUUCUUUUGAUAAAUACUCUCCGUUACUGUAAAGCACAUUGAGGACAGGUACUGUGCAGCUGGUAUGUUUUAUUUGGACUAAUAAGUAAUAUAUCUUAACAGUUUCCGUAAAUAACCAGGGUUGCACCACUUAUAAUGCACACUCCAUCUUCCAUGGUGAUGGGGAUUGUCUUUUCCCCUUUGGGAUUGGUCCUCGUCUUCACUGCCGCCAUCACUCCUCAGUGGAGAGAAGGACAGACACGUCUUGGGAUGGCAGGCUCGGGGUCACUUCUUCGGUUAGGAGUGAAAGGUCAAGGGAUGGGGGUCAAGUCCGGGUCAGUGGCGGAGCUGCUCCUUCUACGCUCUGAUGGACUUUGGGAGAGUUGCCUGCAGGUGGAGCACUCGGAGCUGAAGCAGUGCUGGCCUGUGGCAGGUCCAUAUCAGAGAGACCGGAGGGUUCGCCUGGCACAAGGUUUGAUCCUGACCUCGUUGUUCCUGUGCAGCACCGGCAUUGUUCUGGCAUGUAUCGGGGUCCGGUGUUGGACAGACAUCCCUCUGAGAGGUGUAGCAGCUACAGGCGGACUCCUGGUGGUGAUGGCCGGGCUGCUAAGCCUGACUGCACUCGGGGUGUACACCCACAACCUUGCAAGACUGGGGAUGGCAGAUCCAAGUCAGGGGAUCAACAACCCCAGGUUCCCCCAACUCAGCCUGCGUCCAGCCGGCUCGCUCUACUUUGGGUGGCUGGGUGCGUGUUUGCAGGUGCUGGGAGGCAGUGCUCUGCUGUUCAGCUUUAAACGACCAAGAUACCCGACCUGCCCAUCCUGCCCAGGGCUUCCUGUCUGUCCUGCUUGCCGUUCAUGUCCUGAGAUCACCAACAAGCCAGACACGGAUGUAUAUGAAGUCAGCUGUUAGAAUGUAAACACUUAAAAUACUUAGACAGCAUGAGUAAAGAUGAGCAGAUCUGGACCCUUAAGGACAUAUUAAAGUCACUUCCAAAUCAUCAGCUAAUUAAUCUGCCAACUAAAAAAAUGAGUAAAUUCAUAAAUGGCUUUGAACCGCGGGACAUUACCACUACCUGAUUAAUUGAGGCAAAUGUCAGGUAUGAACAUGUUGGAUGUAACUACCUCUUGACGUAGACAGAAACUUAAUUUUGGGGUGUAGAAUACAAAGUGAUUGAUUGUAUGACGAGAGUAUGAUUGCCACAGAAGUUCAUCAUGUUUUAAAAGAGCUCAAGUUCCUGCUGCCUUUAACUGCAACGUGUAUUGAAACAUGGCUGAAGUAUCUCUUUGUGCUGCCUUUUACAUUGUAGCCAUGCCUUUGUACUGUUAGCCAUCAGUCAUGUGACACGGUUUUGUGUCAGAACAAAGCUGUGAAAUGUAAAAUAUUUGUGAUGAAUUAUACAGUAAGUUGCUUAGAUAAUGGUAAGGCUUUGAAUAUAAGAACAAUUGGUUCUUACCUGAAAAAACGGAAUAAUCCGGUUUUCUUAACAAAUAUGUUUUUUGGAAUGGAGACAACAGUCUUGACUAAUUUUCUCCGAAAGUAUUUGCGAUCUGCUUUUAAUAUUUCUCGAUUCAGUCAUUGCAAUUAAUAAAAAGACCAAUUUUAGAUGUGAGAUUACUGUAUAAACAUUAUAAAUAGGUUGCCAAUUUUUGAGCCUGCCAGGGUAAAUCUUUGUAUAAUACUUUUACUAAGGAGCCUUCAUCUAAUGAAUGUGAUUUUACUGACAAGUGAGGAGGCUACACCACAGGGUGUUGUUUGUUCUUUGUAAAUUAUUUGUUGGUGUUAACUUAUUACAGUGUGUUCAUACUUGGUGGUGCAUUCUGCAUUUAAUAAAACAUUUCAACAGUGUA